GUCAGGUCAUCUCUAUCGUCCUUGUUGGAGCUCCUUUGCUAACCAUCUUUGAAUCUUUCUUCGAAGGUACGUCCUAACCCUUGACGAGGAGAAGACACCAUUUUGAUAAUUCUAGCCAAACAACCCAGCGGUACGCUUCCGAUAGCGCUUGUGCAGUCCAACACCGCCAAUUCUCAAUCCGGUCAUGGUAACGCAUCGACGAGUGCGCCGCCUCAGGCACGCGAUCACCCUGAUUGUGACUUCUACCAUAAUUCCAGAUGGGCCGACUCGUUGGUCGUCGUCAUGGUUUACUUCGCUGUCGGCCUCACAAUGGAAGUUCUAGUGCUUAGCGGUUCGGCCAACAUGAAGUUGGUCCAGCUCUUGAUUCCUACCUACACCCUUUGGAUUACAUACCUUCCCGUUUAUAUCACCCUAGUCAUCUGGAUGUUCAUCAUGGUUUCCAUGCUGCUCGAAGAUAUCAGCCAUUCGCAAGGGAACGCAUUGAGAUUUUUCAAUGCGUCGAGAUUUUCCAAAGCGGCGACCGGCGAAGAUUUGAAGAGUCUUUUGAAGGUGCUGGAUGUGGUAUACUUUUGCACCACUCUCGUUGGUGGCUUCACGCUUUUGUUUAAUGAUAUUGUACCUCUUUCUCUUCUUAUGUCCGGCCCAACCUUUUACUGAUAGUUCAGCAACAACAGUCUGUCGCACAAUCUAGACUUGGAUAAGUCCUUUGUCCAGCAAAUCGAUAUUGGCUUUUGGAGUAUUAUAGUAUGCCAUAAAGUCCGCCUCCAGCGCCUCCGCAUCACCCCCCUUCGCCAGUAUGAUCGAAGUGUAAAGGGAGAUUAGGUGAAAGAAGUGAAGUUAUAUAUGGUUAUUGUAAAUCAGAAACGAGAUGCAAACGAUGCUAAUGUGGG
This is a messenger RNA of Alternaria alternata, 890 nucleotides long. RefSeq lists its product as hypothetical. The record is from RefSeq and is a predicted model, not a curated record. The transcript is spliced from 3 exons. Bases 283 to 657 code for a protein of 124 amino acids. NCBI's taxonomy places the organism in Eukaryota, Fungi, Ascomycota, Dothideomycetes, Pleosporales, Pleosporaceae.